Coffea eugenioides is the source of this 1170-nucleotide messenger RNA. RefSeq lists its product as uncharacterized. The record is from RefSeq and is a predicted model, not a curated record. Bases 1 to 1170 code for a protein of 389 amino acids. The transcript has a single exon. NCBI's taxonomy places the organism in Eukaryota, Viridiplantae, Streptophyta, Magnoliopsida, Gentianales, Rubiaceae. Gene Ontology annotation, molecular function: RNA-DNA hybrid ribonuclease activity; nucleic acid binding.
AUGGACACGCCAUUCGACGUAUCUCAGAAAGAUAGGAUGGUUUGGCUACCUUCACCGACGGGUUGCUUCUCGGUUAAGUCGGCAUGGGAGUUGCUCCGUCAAAGGAGGCAGUAUUCCUUGGUUGACUCACUGUUAUGGUCUUCGGUGUUGCCAAUGAAAAUGUCGUUUCUCGCUUGGAGAGUGAUGCGCAAUUUCCUUCCUUUGGAUGUGACCUUACGGUCGCGAGGUUUGUCUUCUCCCUCUAGAUGUGGGUGCUGUUAUCGGGAGGAGGAAGACCUUUUGCAUGUUUUCUUUACGGGCCCGGUUGCCUCCGAGGUGUGGCGGAGGAUGUCUGGCCGUUUUGGUUUUCGAUUGUCCAAUUGCUUGGGCAUGGCGUCAGUUUUUAAAGCGUGGUAUUGGACGGCAGCAGAUCCUUCGAAGGACCAUAUUCGGACGUUUAUGCCAGUUGUAGUGUGCUGGUUUCUUUGGUCUGCCAGGAAUCAGGAGCGUUUCUGCGGUGUCCGUUGGGGGGGUGACAAGAUCAUCUGCGAGAUAGACCAUUUCUUGGAGGGGCUUGGGAAGGCCAAUUUGUUCCGUCGGUCGCACUUCAACGGAGAUGGUGAUUGUGACUUGCUUUGUUUGGUCACUACGCCUCCGCGGCGGAGGAUCCCUAGGGCGAUUAUGUGGGAAAAGCCGCCUUUUGGUUUGCUUAAAUUGAACUCGGAUGCCAGUGUGAAGCAUGGCAGGGCCACGGGUGGGGGGCUAGUCCGGGAUUAUCAGGGAAAAAUGAUUUUUGCUUUUUACAAGGAAUUCGGGGACUACAAUGUGUUGGAGGCAGAAGGUCUGGCUUUACUGUUUGGUUUGCAGUUGUGUUCACAACGGGGGCUUCGCCCUUCGCUGGUAGAAGUAGAUUCUAAAGCCUUGGUGCAGUUGGUUGUCUCUGGGGUACUUGCUAAGUGGCCUUUAUGUAAUUGCUUGAGGAAGAUUAGGAGUCUUCUGGAGGGUUUUUCAGCUACUAUCGCGCAUGUUUUCCGUGAGGCCAACUCGCCGGCAGACAGGCUAGCGGAUAUGGGAACAAUAGGAGUUACGGAGUAUGACCAGUUCCAGGAGCUGCCGGCAAUCGUCCGGGCCUCGGUUGUCCUGGACUCACGGAGUGUGCCUGGGGUUCGUUGGAUUAGCGAGGGGGGUUAG